Diaporthe amygdali is the source of this 846-nucleotide messenger RNA. RefSeq lists its product as uncharacterized. The transcript has 3 exons. Lineage: Eukaryota; Fungi; Ascomycota; Sordariomycetes; Diaporthales; Diaporthaceae. The record is from RefSeq and is a predicted model, not a curated record. The coding region runs from base 1 to 846 and encodes 281 amino acids.
AUGGACAAAUACGGAGUUGCUCAUAUUCUGGCUGGACAGCGAUAUACCGUCUCAAUGUACAAAAUCCUGUUUCCCAACGACUACCAUAUUCCAUCGCCCUAUUUCCAGCGUGGUGGGCCGGUGGAGGGCCAAGAGUCAUGUAACUUGACGGACUUGAGAGAGCAUUUCGGCAGGGAAUUGCCACGACUUAUACGACCCCAGCUCGAAGAGUCUGUGGAUGCCACCAUUCGUGAGGCUCUUGGAAACGGAGUGCUAGAAGGAUUAGUGCACGAUAUUGUCACGCAAUUGUUUAGCACGUUUACCCAAAAGACACCAGAAAUGUCAGUGCCUGGAAUCGGCAAUACUGAAAGGGGUGUAGCACCCCUUACGGCAGAGAUAUUUCCGCAGCUUACACUGACGGGAAAUGAUGCGAUUGCAUCCCAUAAUGUACAGGCCUUCGGCACCGAACAGAACACCUCAACAAAUUGGGCCAUGUCAUGCGAGCCAGGGAUUGAACAGCCAGAGAGUAGUCGACGAGCAAGCCAGCACCACGAAAACAAUGUACAAAAGUGGCGAAUUGAAAACGGAUUUUCAACUGAGAUAGAUCCGGGGCCCUCCAGACAUCUCUCAGAGGAUUUCUCUUGCUUCUCGUCCACUACAACAAAUAACAUGACUGAAGUUGCCAGCUUGAGUGACUUGAUCGAUUUCGAAGACUUCGAUGACGAAAUUGCUGCAUGGCUCGGACAGCCUGACGAAGCAAGUAGUCGUGCGGACUCGGGAUAUUUCAGCUUACAGUCCGGCGGAAGCAUGGAAAAUGUGAGUCGGAAAGGAAAAGAGAAGGAAGUUGCGAAGGGGCCACACCAGUGA